UAUUUAAUUCAGUAGGAUAAGGACUUAGCCAAUGUUGUUCUUUCUUCUUUUUGGGAAUUCAAUUCAAUGAACACGCUAUCAUACAUAUUGAAAUCAUCAAUUCAAAGGGGAAUCUACAUAUUAGCAUUUGAAGCCACCAAAAGCACGCCACAUUGCUCUUGCGUCUCCCCUGUUUUCUGAUUUUUCCCAGGCCGCUGGCGCGAUGUUACCGUGGGGAUGAACUUUUGAUAUCCAUAGUCCAGAUUUCUUCAUGAAGGAACGGAUAGUUUAGAUAGAUUUCCUCAAAACGAUGUCGUUUCGUUAAAUAUAAAAACGGCCGCUGGAUCACACAGGAGAAAAUGGACGAUCGAGAUUUGCACCACACUCACCCGCGGAAAUUCUGAAUUUCUGAUCCCAAUUUUAAACGACAUCGUUAAGUUGUCUCGAUUCCGAAUGCAGGUGCAACUAAAGAAGUAAAGAUUGCGCUAAAACCCCUACAGCUUAAGAACCAAAUCGGAGCUUUCCGAUCAUCGUUCAAUCUGCACAAUCACUUCACGGGGCUUCAUUGUUUUUUUUCAACUUCAAAGCUAUAUCUACUUGUGGUUGAGUGAAUGCGGAGGUUCAGUUGGUUAACGCCGCAGUAUCGGCGUCAAGUUCUAGCAUCUAUGGCUUUGGAAGCGCCCGUUGAUCAAGGAAAGUCCAUUAGUAAAUUAUUGUCCUUUAGCCAAUCGCUGUCUAGCAGACGAGCUUUGAUGAGCUGCAAUUUUGCGAAGAUAAAUGACCACUUUGCAAUUUCAAUAAUGCCUUUAAAUUUUCGUUAUAUUCAUGCCACAGCAUUUCUUUCUUCUAUUGAACGAGACUACUAUCAAAUUCUUGGUGUUCCUGAAACUGCCAGUCAGGACGAUAUCAAGAAGGCAUUUCACAGGCUCGCUAAGAAGUACCAUCCUGAUGCAAAUAAGAAUAAUCCAUCUGCCAAGAGGAAAUUUCAAGAUGUAAGAGAAGCUUAUGAGACCUUGAGAGAUUCUAAAAAAAGGGCACAUUUUGACAAGAUGAGAACUUCUGAUUCUGGGAACAUAGAAUAUGAACGGGAUGCCGAAGAACAGUUCAGAAAUGCUCAUAGGGCUCACUUUUCUGAUUCAUUUCACAAAAUCUUCUCUGAGAUGUUUGAAGAAGCAACAACUCAUUCUGCAUCAAAUAUUGAGGUCGAGAUAUCACUUUCUUUCUCAGAAGCUGUUAAGGGGUGCACCAAACGUGUGUCUUUUGAUGCCAUUGUUCCCUGUGAUUUUUGCGAUGGGCGAGGCUAUUCACACAAUGCAAAGGCAAUUGUUUGUCCAACAUGCAGGGGCGUAGGCAGAGUUACAAUCCCUCCAUUUACAUCAACAUGCAUCACUUGUAGAGGAUCAGGCCGAGUCAUCAAGGACCAUUGUAAAUCUUGUGGAGGAUCUGGGGUGGUAGAAGGCAUCAAGGAGGUUAAAGUUACUGUACCAGCAGGUGUGGAUUCAGGAGAUACAAUUCAUGUGCCGGAAGCUGGACAUGCUGCUGGACGUGGAGGUCAACCUGGAAGUCUAUAUAUUAAAAUAAAGGUGGCUAAGGAUCCUGUUUUUGCCAGAGAUGGUGCAGAUAUUUAUGUGGAGUCUAACAUCAGCUUUACACAAGCUAUUCUUGGUGGUGAAGUUGAGGUGCCUACAUUAUCAGGAAAGAUGCUAGUAAAAAUACCUAAGGGCGUUCAACCAGGACAGCUUCUGAUAUUAAGGGGCAAAGGACUUCCAAAGCAUGGUUUUCUUGUGGACCAUGGAGACCAGCUCGUGCGCUUCCGUGUUAACUUCCCCGUGUAGGUUUCCAGUGAUAGCGUCUUAAGAAAUGUGUUGCUUAUUAUGUGAAGAUAUGAUUGAGGCCCCUUUCUGGAAUAUUGGGUUUGUUGCAAAAAUCUUAGCCAAUGUUUAGUAAUAUUAUAGCAUCUUGACAAAUAAAUUACCUUCGUGAUAUAUUUUUUCUGUUACCAGACUGCUAUUGGUAUUUGCAGAAAAUUUGAAAGAAGUCCACUGAUUGACCAGUUAGCAUUGCUGCACACUUCUGUUGUUUCAAAUGCAGUUAUAAGUCCAAUCAUUGGCCUUAGCAUUGCUGCACGAUUCUGGGCAGUUAUAAUUAUAAUUUUUCUACUUGUUAAUAUUUAUGGUUGUUUAGCACUUGAAUAUUACAAGAGGUUUAACGUUGUAGAGUCAUGUUCAAGUGUGAGAAUAGGUAAAUAAAUCAUAAUAAACUUGGCUUCAGUUGGUGUUUCCUGUGAGAAGAUAAGCUGGCAUUUGUGUUCAAUACAAUUAAUGAACGACAACGAGCCAUCCUAGAAGAACUUGCAAAGGAGGAAAUAAAGGAGGGAUACAAUUCACAGAUUGAAGGAAAUUGGCUUCACCAGCAGCUAUCUACUGGUUAAACUUACAGGUGGCAGCAAAUUCUUGAACACGUCACGGGUCCAAAGUUUGUGUUGGAACUAUCCAUGCUGAUG
Molecule: messenger RNA, 2482 nt
Organism: Prosopis cineraria
Lineage: Eukaryota; Viridiplantae; Streptophyta; Magnoliopsida; Fabales; Fabaceae
Product: chaperone protein dnaJ 1, mitochondrial
Exons: 19
Coding region: 591-1814 (407 amino acids)
Biological process (GO): response to heat; protein refolding
Cellular component (GO): cytoplasm
Molecular function (GO): ATP binding; heat shock protein binding
Source: RefSeq, a predicted model, not a curated record